Penicillium canescens is the source of this 1410-nucleotide messenger RNA. Its product is annotated as cytochrome P450. Gene Ontology annotation, molecular function: monooxygenase activity; iron ion binding; oxidoreductase activity, acting on paired donors, with incorporation or reduction of molecular oxygen. The record is from RefSeq and is a predicted model, not a curated record. Bases 1 to 1410 code for a protein of 469 amino acids. The transcript has 4 exons. NCBI's taxonomy places the organism in Eukaryota, Fungi, Ascomycota, Eurotiomycetes, Eurotiales, Aspergillaceae.
AUGAAAGAAUAUCAAGCAUAUUUCUACGCUGUCUGUCUUUGCACUUUGUUUUAUAUCGGCACUGUACUCUUCUACCGAUUGGUACUAAGCCCCUUGGCGAAAUUCCCCGGCCCUCGCCUGGCAGCCGCCACGCACCUCUACGAAACCUACUUCCAGAUCAUCAAAGGGGGUACAUUCACCUGGCAUAUUAAUGACCUUCACAAACAAUAUGGUCCUGUGGUCCGAAUAUCUCCGUGGGAGAUACACAUCAAAGACCCCGACUACUAUAACACCGUCUACGCUGGUCCGGGAAAGCUCCGCAACAAAGAUCCUUUGUUUAGCUGCAUUAGGUAUCCCAAGUCAAUCUUCUCUCACAAAUCUUAUCGACCUUGGAGAAGGCUUUUAGGCCAUUUUUUGGAGAAGGGCGCUAUCCUCGAACUUGAACCGGUGGUAAAGGCAAAUACACUAUCACUAUGUAAGCACUUCGCGGCGGCGGUCAAAAGCAACGAGGCUUUGGAACUAUAUACGGCCUUUCACUGCUACACUAGUGAUACCCUCUCUCAACAUGCUUUCGGGCACGACCUUGGGUUCCACUACUUAGAUGAACCGCAACUAGCCAAUAAUUGGAAGACCAAGGUGAAUUCGAUGUUUCAACUCAGUCGGCUAUUCCGACAUUUCAACUUUGAGGGUGACAUAGCGCACUUGAUUCCACGUCCGCUUGCGUUAGCGGUUCCCCAAUAUGCGCUUUUUUAUUCAGUGGAACAGGAUGUGAAACUUCGAGUCCAGCAGUUGAUAGAUCAGUAUGAUCAAUGGGAGGUUGAGGCGCAGUCGACUAGUCACGCAGCAGAACGGCCUUUCUUGAAGACUUCAAAUGCAAUCUAUCCGGCAAUCCUGGCUAACCCAGACGUGCCUCUGCUCGAAAAGAGUCAUUCUCUGUUGGAGGAUGAUGCUAUAUUUCUCAUGCAUGCGGGUACAGAUGCCCCGUCGCAAACCAUUGCCAUGACCAUGUUCCAAAUACUCAACAACCCUACAACAUAUCAGAGACUUAAGGAGGAGCUCUUCACUGCUAUCCCAGAUGUGACAGCCACUCCAAAUAUGGAUCGAUUGGAACAAAUGCCUUAUUUGACCGCAACAAUCAGAGAGGGUCUCCGCCUUGCCUCUGUCGUGACAACUCGGCCGCCUUGCUCGGCACCAGAUGAGGUCCUGCGAUAUCGACAGUGGGAUAUCCCUGCUGGGACGUUUAUCUCCAUGUCUACGUACUUUAUUUUAAGGGACCCAGAGAUCUUCCCCGAGCCUGACAAAUUCCUACCAGAGCGGUGGCUACUCGAGCCGGAGGAAUUGCGGAAACUUGAGAAAUAUCUCGUUCCGGCAUCAAAAGGAAUAUUGGGUUGUCUAGGACAACAGUACGUUUCCCCAAUGGCUGAGGCAUGA